Ceutorhynchus assimilis (cabbage seed weevil) is the source of this 2014-nucleotide messenger RNA. Lineage: Eukaryota; Metazoa; Arthropoda; Insecta; Coleoptera; Curculionidae. The record is from the annotation of a GenBank genome assembly.
CGCGCGCACACCAUUCUCGUUCUCAUCUCCAGUCUCCAGUUUGUUCUUGUUGUUGUGCAAGGCGUUCGCCGUUCGUUCUCCUCGACACUCGACACGACAGCCGGAAAGCCAUCUUACAAAUUAUUAUAAAGGUAAUUUGGUCACUGGUUUAUUUAUUACCGCGGGUGCUCUACGAAAAAGAAUAGUGGACCCGUUCUGCGUUCAGAUAUGGAAAAUAAACAAUGGAAAGUCGUCAAAUUUAACAAUGAAGACGAGGGCGAUAGUGUUGAGGUUGUACCCUUGUCCUGGAUUACUGGGACCGAUUGUUUUUGGCCUCCAUUUGACAACAGGAGGGACGUAGAAAGUGCUAUGAAACAUUGCUUAUCACCGCAGGAAAACAGCUGGCGAAAGUAUACAGGCGUUCAAAGUUCAAGCAGAACUUACGACAAAUUCGCAACGGCAUCUUCACGUGCUAACAAAGUUAUUGCUAAUUCCGAAAUCGACAGCAGCGGAUCUGAAAAAUUGCCGAAAAAACGACUUGUUAAAAUGAAUCCUUUGUAUGCAAAAAAUUAUUUUUUGAACAGCAAUGAGACAUCUGAAGAUGAAGCCGAAAUAAAUGUUGAAAUACCAAAAUUUCCAACGUUGUCGACGAACACCAAAUUAAAUAAAGGCUUACCUUCUAAGAAGGCAUCCAAAGGCCUUACAAAAACAAAUGGAGCGAACACAUCUGGAGUCACCAAAAAUACGAAUGAGAAAAAACUCGAUUAUCGAAAAUCUCAUAGUCAGAAAGUCGGCUCAAAUAGUAGUAAUAAUGAAUUACCGUCUAAUCUUGCCGGAAAAAACAAUGCAGUUCAGGAAAAAAUAGUUUUCGAAGAGGAGCAGUGUGAAGAUGAAGAAUACCUUCCUUGUGACGAUGAACAUAUUUCUGACAGUGAGGCUAGUAGUAUUUCAUCAAAACAUGAUAGUCAAACCGUGGAUGACAAAAAUGUUCUACAUAGUAAGAAGGCGAAUAGAACAGACGCCGCAGCAUUAGUAGAAACGGAUGAAUUGGACAACAACAGUAGUGUGCUUAAGAAAUUAGUGAGACAAACAAUUAUUAAUAAUAAAUUAAUAAAAAAACAAAAUGCUAUGUUGAAAGAGCUGAUCAGCAAGCUCAAUGUUGCGGGUCUGAAUAAUAUGGAUCCUGAUGAGGAAGUAUUGUCGCAGCAGUUUAAGAAUACCUUUCCUAUAAAAGAAGACGAGAAUCUCGAUAGUACAAAUCAAAUUUUAAGUGAGGAAGAAAAAUUUUACAAGUACGCGUUAAAAAUGGUAUCUCUAGAAGGUGGCCAUAGCGUUAGCGAAUGUGUAAGAAAAGUCAUGACAGUUGUUAUUGAUGAUAACCUGGCGAAUAGCUACAGUUUUAAGGGACAUAAAGCUAAAAAGAAUUUCAGCAAGUACAAACAUCUGGUAUCAUUAAUCAUAGAUAGCGUAAGAAGUCAUAUUCCGACAGCAACAACAAAAGAGAUGCAGGAUCAAAUAGCGAUUUGGCUGACCAAAUCGAGGAGACGGAUGGAAGCAGCACUCCAGGACUAGUACCAAAUACAAAUACUACAUAUUUACCAAGGAAUGUCUAUUAAUUUCUAUAUACGCAUUAUUGUUUGAUAACUUACGAAAAAAUUAGUAAGUGCCUUAUUUUAUUUUGAUAUAUUGAGCAAAUAAUUUGUUUUUAUUUUUAUAUAUUGGCAUUAAUAACUUACUAAAGAAUUAAUAAUGGCCAAUUGCACCAACCAUUUUAAGGAAGCCUUAACGAUAAGUAUUCCUUAAAAUGACAGUUUUGCAUAAGGAAAUGUCACUUUAAGGAAUAGUUAUCGUUAAGGCUUCCUUAAAAUGGUCAGUGCAAUCGGCCAUAAAGGGCCUUAUUUUAUUUUAUAUAUUUGCCAAGGAAUUUGUUUUUAUUUUUAUAUAAAGGCAUAAUUACCAUACUAAAGAAUUAGUAAGUGGCUUAUAUUUUAUUUUAUAUAUUUACCAAAGAAUUUGUUUUUAUUUUUAUAUAGGC